Saitoella complicata NRRL Y-17804 is the source of this 733-nucleotide messenger RNA. RefSeq lists its product as uncharacterized. The record is from RefSeq and is a predicted model, not a curated record. Lineage: Eukaryota; Fungi; Ascomycota; Saitoellomycetes; Saitoellales; Saitoellaceae. The transcript has a single exon. The coding region runs from base 100 to 660 and encodes 186 amino acids.
CCUCGCACACCUUACAGACGAAACCCUGACCUCUCUCUUACCGCUUACCCCAUUGGCAUAUCAAGGGCCCCAAUGAACCGCGCCCCAGGUCCUUACAUAAUGUCUGCUCCAGACCCCUCUACCGCUGUCCGCCGCAUCACAAAGAUUGUGGAUAGGAAGGGACGGCCAAUUCCCGAAAAUGGAGGUAGAGAGUCCAAGAGUAAUGUCUUGUUCCAGGAAGCGAGUGGGACGUGGAGGAGCAUGAAGUUGCAGAAUGCACAGGUUACAGAUACGGCCGGAUGGGUCAGGAGUGCGAUUCGUGUCAAAACAACGACAGAUGCUGCACACAAGCGGCUGAGAGAAUUGGGUAUUGGGAUGUAUGGUAAGCGGAGUGGGUCGCCGGGGAGUGUUGCGCCAUCCCAGAAUGCUACCCCAUCACAGAAAGUUACUCCAUCCCGGAGUGUUACUCCGUCUAAGAAGGGAAGUGCGGUUAGGAGUACUGCGAAUGUUCAGGCGGAAGCAGCCGAUGUCGAUGAGAGUAUGAGGAUGAUCAUCGCGAUGGAGAAUACGGUGUUGCCUGUGAGGCUUAGGGGGAGGACAAAGACGCAGGAAGAGUAUGAUCAGGAGUUGGCGAGAUUGAUUUCGGAUCAGUUGAAUGGGUUUCGACGGAGGAGGGGUUGAACCCAAAAUCAUUGGUGGGUGGGUUGGCUAUAUUGGACUGAUCGGAUGGAGUUUGGGCAUUUGUGAUAUCCCA